AUGCCGCAAGCCCCAACUAUCUCGUCGAAGUCGGGUAGUGCAGUACAACCAGCUACACCAGUGGCUACUUCUCCUCGGCAUAGCGAUGCUAUGGGCGAGUUCCGCACACCGUUCUCUGGUCCUGCGUCAAACGGACAGCCUCCAAGCUUUGGGUAUCAUGGCGAUCACGAAAGUGAUCCCCACCAUGCGUCUGUCUCUAGUGGUCUUCCAGUACAGCACCCUCCCUAUCCAUACCCUCCUCCUAUAGAAACCCAGUGGCCACCAGCGAACGGAUUUUUACCUUCAUCUACCGUAGCCGAGAGCCCCUCAUGGCGCAACUCGCCUUCGACAGUAAACUCGGCAUACGGCAGUGAGUCAAACGUUUCAGGUGGUCAUACACCAGCCGCAAUGAGUACGAGCUCGACUAUGUCUUACGGUCACCAAGACUCCCACUGGGGUCAGCAACCACCAUUUCAAGCACCAACGCGCUCGAUGUCAUACGGCAACAUUGAAGGACUUCCUCAGCAAUAUUCUGGUCAAGGCCUUGGCAUCCAGCAUGAAAACUACCGACGAACUUCGCCAUAUCCAUAUCCGACUACCAUAGACACGAACCCUUCCACCAUUCACGCGACCACAGUAGGCGGAUCUACGUCGGCGCCGCUAUCUGCACCCGUCGUUCCUAAUCACUCAUAUUAUCCAGCCCCCUGGUCAUCAUACGAUGCAAUGCCGAAUCACGGUCCACCAAUGCCUUCAUCUGGACGAUCUAUGAGUGCGCAGUGGUAUGCAGAGCCGGGACACCUAGAUCGGGUACAAGAGGAGGUUACUCCACCAAUGGCAUACCACCAUCAGGGCUUACCACAGUUUUACUCUGGAGCAUAG
Messenger RNA from Alternaria atra, 858 nucleotides. RefSeq lists its product as uncharacterized. Lineage: Eukaryota; Fungi; Ascomycota; Dothideomycetes; Pleosporales; Pleosporaceae. The transcript is spliced from 2 exons. Bases 1 to 858 code for a protein of 285 amino acids. The record is from RefSeq and is a predicted model, not a curated record.